This is a messenger RNA of Pararge aegeria (speckled wood butterfly), 5536 nucleotides long. It is a transcript of the gene Cirl, whose product is annotated as latrophilin Cirl. The record is from RefSeq and is a predicted model, not a curated record. Gene Ontology annotation, cellular component: membrane. The transcript has 23 exons. Gene Ontology annotation, molecular function: carbohydrate binding; G protein-coupled receptor activity. Bases 58 to 4686 code for a protein of 1542 amino acids. NCBI's taxonomy places the organism in Eukaryota, Metazoa, Arthropoda, Insecta, Lepidoptera, Nymphalidae. Gene Ontology annotation, biological process: cell surface receptor signaling pathway; adenylate cyclase-activating G protein-coupled receptor signaling pathway.
ACCGGCGAUUUGACCACAACACGAAAGCUUAACACCAAUCGAAACCACCAACCAACCAUGUUGGAUUCAAAGCCCCAGGAGCCACUAGAGAAGGUGGUGAACACCAAGAAAAAGAGUCUUCUAGAUCUCAAAUCUCUUCUAGAAGACAGAGGAGGCACCAUACCUAGUAAUGGGUGUAAAAGAAGAGUCAUUUCGGAGGACGAGUUUAGCAAUAAUAGUGUUAAUCAGUUAGACAAUAAAGUUAGUUUUCGUGAUACAACUCUUAGUGUUAGCAAUACAAGGUGUAGUGGGAGGUUUAGGGGGUGCUGUAGACUUAAGACGUUAUUGUUUGUGUUGUUUGUUGGCUGUUUUGUUGAUACCAGGCUGCCAGCUGAAGCGAGGAGUUCAGAACCAAGAUAUGAAACAGCGUAUGCGUGUGAAGGGAAGACUUUGAAGAUCGGUUGCGGCGAGGGCUCAGUCAUACACCUCAUCAGAGCGAACUACGGAAGGUUCUCAAUUACCAUCUGCAACGACCAUGGCAACACCGACUGGAGCGUCAACUGCAUGAGUACGAGGAGUUUACGGGUUUUACAUAGCAGAUGCAGUAUGCACCAGAAUUGUAGUAUAUUGGCCAGCACGAACAUGUUCGGCGACCCUUGUCCGAACACGCUGAAGUACUUAGAAGCGCACUACCAGUGUGUACCAGCAUCAACAACCAGUACAACUACGAGGCCCUCCCCUCCAUGGUUAAUAACCUCCCAGCCAACAGUGUGGAGAUCGACCGCACCGCCAGUACCUAAAAGCCCAGUGCUCUCGCCGCAAGAGAAGAAGAAACCUACUGUGAUCACCCCGCCAACAUUUAGACCUCACAUAACACUACCUCCAGAAGUACAGUUUGGAAAUAUUGGUACCAAGAAAACAACAACAAGGCAACCAGAUUCAUCGUCUGAAAGAGAACCACCACAAGUAGAGAAAAUACCAGAUGUCAAAGAAGAAACACCGAAGGUUGCUGAACCAGACAGCAGUCCGAAAAUUGACAAACCCAAACAAAAAGAUGAUGACAAUUCUGCAGUAACUGAUGAGACUCUCCAUUGGGCGCCGAAAGAUGAAGUUGCAGACCCAACCGUACAUAUGCCUAAAGAUAAUAGACCACAGGAAACCGAUGCUAUGGAUGAAUUUGAUAAGGCAUUUUCUACUAUUGCUACACCAGCCAUAGGUAGGCGAACCUACUGUCCCCAAAUCAACGCUCGUGGUCUUCAUUGGAACUGGACUCUGGCUGGAACUUACGCAGUGCAACCUUGUCCUGGCGGCGCAACCGGCUUGGCGAGAUGGAAAUGUACUCUCACAUCCCAUUCGUACAUUGAAGAAGAAAGACCAAGAAGACGCGGGAGUUCAGGACUCCAAUCAGGAGAAAACUAUCAUGACCUUGGUCUAGAUCAGCCGAACGAGAGACAAAUGCAACUACUUAGAAGACUGGGCUCAGAAGCUUUACUAAAAGGUCGUGACGGCGAUUCCCCUGAACAUAUGAUCGACUACCGCGGCGCGGCUACUCUGCCCGAUGCCCAAGCUAGCCAUAACCUCAUCUCCAAUGGAGAUAUGAUUUAUUCGGAUUCGAUACCAGAAUGGCAUGGCGCUACACCAGAUCUCAGCGAAUGCAGAUCAGUUUGGCUGAACAGCUUAGAAGCCCGGGUCAGAGAAGGCGAAUCACUUUUAAGCAUUAGCAACGAUUUAGCACAGGUGACUUCAUCAAAAACCCUUUACGGCGGCGACAUGAUGACCACAACCAGUAUAAUGAAGAAGCUCGCACAGCGUAUGGCGAAAAACGUACAGACAUUUCCAGAUCCGCGACAAAAAGAGGCUAUUGUUACUGAUAUGCUGCUUGGGGUUAUUAAAACCGGCUCAAAUCUGCUAGAGGAAAGCCAACGUGCGUCCUGGUCAGAUCUUACCAUAGACGCACAGAAUAGAGUAGCAAGUGCUCUACUAACACAGCUCGAAGAAAACGCGUUUCUAUUAGCAGACGCUGUAACCAAAGAGAAGACCAUCUUGCAGAUUGUGAAGAAUAUUUGUCUUUCCGUAAGAGUUCUAGAAGUGAAGAAUGUUGAAGACGAAACAUUUCCAUCGGCUAUCGCUCAUGAACAAUGGAAAGCUUCUGAGGAUACGAUUACCAUACCCAAAGCUGCUUUACUAGAAAAUCACCUGUCGUCAGUCGACCUAGUCAGGAUAGUCUUCUUUGCUUUCGAUCGUCUAGAAGAGAUCCUUCCGCCUACAUUCGGGAAGAGUCCACAAUUCGCCGCCUACACUUCCGACCCAGCCUCUUCCACCAGCAUAAACUCUGAAAGGGAAAAGAAGAACAUCACAAGAAUUCUAAACUCUAAGGUCAUAUCGGCAAGUUUAGGGAAUGGUAGACACAUCCAACUCUCACAAAUGGUACGCCUCACUAUGAAACAUUUGAAAACUGAGAACGUCACUAACCCAGCCUGCGUCUUCUGGGAUUACACUUUACAUGGCUGGUCCCACGAAGGUUGCCAAGUGGAAUGGUCGAACCUAACGCACACAGGUUGCGCGUGCUCCCAUCUCACUAAUUUCGCGAUACUGAUGGACGUACACGGCGUAACCUUGAGCGCAACCCAUCAGAUGGCGUUGCGUUUGGUCACAGUUAUUGGUUGCGCGAUCUCCGCGGUUGCGCUACUGGCCGCCAUUAUUGUGUUCCAGUGUUUCAGGAACAUGAAGUCGGAUCGCGUAUUAAUUCACAAGAAUCUGUGCGCGUGUCUGCUAGUCGCUGAGGUGGUGUUUUUAUGUGGCAUCGACCAAACACAGGACAGGAUAAUGUGCGGCAUCAUCGCUGGAUUAUUACACUAUUUCUUCUUGGCAGCCUUCGCUUGGAUGUUUCUAGAAGGUUUUCACCUGUACGCGAUGUUAGUGGAGGUAUUCGAGCCAGAGCGACCUAGGGCUCGAUGGUACUGCGCGGGAGCUUACCUGGCCCCGGCACUCGUGGUACUGGCAUCAGCCUCGUCGUUUCCGACGGGGUACGGAACACCGCACCAAUGCUGGCUGACAACGGAGAGGUGGUUUAUUCUAAGCUUCGUUGUGCCAGCCGGUUUGGUUCUACUGGCCAAUUGGUUAUGCUUGAUCUUCGUGAGCUAUUUGAUGUGUCGCCAUUCUACGGUCUCCAUCAAAGCCAAAGAAAACUCCAAAUUAUAUAAAAUAAAAGUAUGGCUGAACAGUUCGGUGGUACUGGCAGUCCUUCUGGGGCUGACGUGGACUUUCGGCUUGUUGUACCUGAACGAGCAGAGUGUGGGCGUUGCGUACACCUUCACGAUACUGAACUCGCUGCAAGGGCUGUUCAUAUUCAUCUUCUACUGCUUGCAGAAUGAAAUUUUCCAGAAAGAAUGCGCCCGUCUCUGUCGCCGCCAUCCGUGGCUAUCUUGCUGUCUCACUCUAACGGGCACCCCGCCAACUCAGUCGUCAAACCACGUCGACACCCGACAGGGUUCAGUCAAAAGCAGACGCUACCAUCAAAGCACGGCUGAUAAUGAAGAUGUUGUUGAUCCGAGAGACGUCACGAGCUACAGUUUACAACCCGAGGUGUCACGAUGGAAUAUCCGACCGACUGCGCCAAUUUAUGUACCGAACGAAGACGUAAGGAUCGCACGAGCUCCCACCCCACAGAACAUACCGCAUAGCUCAUCUCACUCCCACAGCAUUGCUUCAAUGCAUAGCUACAGGAAUAAUAUUGAAGUGCCGAGCGAUUACCAGAACCUACGAUCACGGUCGCCAUCUUGUUAUUCGAACAAAAUGGCGGCGUCGAUUGGCACGAACGACUGGGCGCUAGUCGCGAAUACGAGCGGCAAUGUAUGGAAGAACACUUCUUCUAAGCAUCACCCAGGGAAUACCGCAACGCUUCCCCACCACGAUACGCUGUCUCGUCAAAUGGCUCAGCAAAGUCACAUUCACAGUCCUUACCCCGAGUGUGACGGUCAACUCGCCCCCGGCUCCCCGCGCCACGUCAUCAAAGAUGAAGAGAGCCCUCUUCACUACCCUCAAGGUCAUCAAACCACCAGAAGCUACAAUCACGACUUCAGGAACCCACACGUGUACAUGUCCCAGCACUCCCCUGGCAGUCAGGAAAUGAUAUUCCGGAAGCAUUACAAAGACGAGAAUCGGCGCAAACACCAUCACCACCAUGGCAGCCAGAACGUUAAUCACACGUACUCGGAAAUCGCCUCCCAACAGGGAAGGUUAUACAGGCGAGGUUCGGAGGAGUUUCGCGUGAUCCAAGACGACCCAGUUUAUGAGGAAAUCGAGAGGAAUGAGACCCUGAUGUCGGAUAUAUCUGACGAUAAUUCUGGUCCUGAUAACUGCAGGCAGAAUCCCGGACACCACGGCUCGUCAAGCUCCAAGUUUUUUGGUGAUCAUCGGCCCCUGAUUUCUUAUAGUCCGGGGGAAAGACAUCACCAUGAGCAGGAUCAUUAUGGGAAAUAUGGUAAAUGGGACACUUUGGAACGGACUUAUGACCCGAGGCACGCUUACGAGAGCGGCAGAUUGAUGCAUCCAUACCAUCAGCCACAAGAGAACAACAUGAGGGCAUUGGCAGCCGUUCUCAACGGAGAAAACAAUGUGGUAUGUCACUUGGAACCGCACAACUCUUAUGACGUCUACCAGCCACAGGCUGGCAAUCCCAGAACUGUAUCGCAACCCAGUUUCUAAACUAACCCGAUGAUUUCCGAUCGGUUCAUGUUUAACGAGUGAUAGUGAUUUCGAACGUUUAAUGACAUUGGAGAUAUUGUACAGAUAUAGCGAAUGAAUUUUUCUAUGAACGUAGACAUAGAAGUUUUAGUGUCACAAUUGAGUGAUAGCGUUUAUGUAGAUCCUUGCCAUAACGUGGACUUUAAAUUACAUAUAUUAUAUUUAUAGACGGUUAGAUGUAAACGUAAGUUUAAAUCACUUUUUCCACUGUGAUCCUAUUUAAAUAUUUCGGCUCAACUUCAGUGUCGCGACCACGUUUCGUUUGUAUCGCUGUCGAGCGAUUUUGUAUAUAUUUAGCGUUUAGAAAUAGAUUUGUAUAACUUCCUGUGUGACCUUACUAUUUCUACUAUCGGAGGAUAUCAUUCGGAAACAUGGCAUUUUUCAGUAGUGCAUUUUAUUAUUAGGUUUGAAAAUCUGUGAUGUUUCAUUUUUAAGUUUUAAGUUUCUUUUACGCCUUUGACAAAUUCACUGCCAUUUCAACAUGGGUGAUUUGUAUUGCGUCACAAAAAAAUAUUUCAAAGAGAGUUGAGAUGAUCUUUAGUGGCUUAUCAUUAACCACUUUUUGUUUCAUAUCUCUUCAUAGCUAUCGCAAUUUUAAACAACUCUCCAAAAGGACAGAAUCCACGUGUAACAUUUUUGGACCAAAACUGAAAAUAUGGGCUGAGAAUGAAAUGUGUAUUUUGUUAAAACUAGCUCUCCUAAACAUUUUUUUUUAUUACAACAAAGAUUCUGAUGACUUAUUUUCCACUUAUCCUUAUAAACAACUAUAUGAUACCUUCCUUUUGUGAGGAAAUGGCGGAUAUGUUUCUUA